Messenger RNA from Hibiscus syriacus, 450 nucleotides. RefSeq lists its product as uncharacterized. The record is from RefSeq and is a predicted model, not a curated record. The coding region runs from base 1 to 450 and encodes 149 amino acids. The transcript has 2 exons. NCBI's taxonomy places the organism in Eukaryota, Viridiplantae, Streptophyta, Magnoliopsida, Malvales, Malvaceae.
AUGGCUCCGUUUGAGGCGUUUUACUGGCGUAAGUGUCAUACUUCUUUGAGUUGGAAUGAGUUGAGUGAGAAAUGUGUUGUUGGUCCAGAAUUGAUUCAAGAGAUUGAGGAUAAAUUUAAGUUGGUUAAGGAUCAGUUGAAGGUUGUUUUUUAUCGGCAAAAGUCAUAUGCCGAUUUGAAACGUCGAGAGGUUGAGUACGCUGUGGGUGACUUGGUGUUUCUUAAGGUUUCUCCUUGGAAGAAGGUGUUAUAUUUUGGGCAUAAGGUUGAUGAGGUUGAGGUUAGUGAGGAUAUUUCUUACGAGGAAAAACAUGUUCAGAUUUUGGCUAGGGAUGUGAAAGUUCUUUGGAACAAGGUCGUUCCGUUAGUAAAAGUGUUGUGGCGUAACCACAAUACUGAGGAGGCGACUUGGGAGACGGAAGAGUUGAUGAGAGCUCAGUUUUCACACUAG